UGGUAUUGAAAUUGAAAAGGAUUGUUGCUUAAACUAGAACUAGGUUAUUAUUUAGCCCACGCCUAUUUUGGAAUUAUUUCAAUUAUUUCUUAAGUGAGUAUAAGCAGUAAAAAUAUUUAAAAAUGUCAGAAGAAACAUUUAUGUCAAUGAAUAAUCCGGCAAUCAAAAUUGAACCGCCAGAAUAUUCAGAAGAAGACAUUAAACACGAAAUUCAGGAUGAUAUUGAUGUUUCUGAUGAUACUGUUAAGUAUGAAGAUGUCAAACAGGAGUUAGCCGACACUAAACAUGAAAUUCAGAAUGAUAUUGAUGUUUCUGAUGAUAUUGUUAAAUCUGACUCGUGUUCUGAGGAUUAUGAUACCUGUUUAGAAAGAUUCAUGAACUCUGAAGUGACUAUCGAAGAAGGAGUGAAACAGGAGUUAGUCGAGCCAGCAGCUUAUGAAUGUGACAUUUGUGAUCAAUCAUUUGCAGAAUCUGAUCUAUUAAAAGAGCAUAUGGUCGAUCACAAGUCUGGUAAUAGCAAAGAACGCCCUUUAAAAUGCGAAAUCUGUCAUAAGACUAUAAAACGAAAAGGUUAUAUUAAAACUCACAUGCUUUUGCAUAGUGGCGAACGCCCCCAUGAAUGCCUUAUAUGCAACAAGACAUUCGCACAAUCAAGUAAUCUGAAUAAACACAUGCAAAUUCACAAAGGAAUACGCCCACAUCAAUGCAAUGUUUGUAAUAAGACAUUCACGGAGUCGAGAAGUCUCAAACGUCAUAUGCUUAUUCACAAAGGAAUACGCCCUCAUCGAUGCAAUGUUUGUAAUAAGACAUUCACGGAGUCAGGAGGUCUCAAACGUCACAUGCAAAUUCACAAAGGAAUACGCCCUCAUCGAUGCAAUGUUUGUAAUAAGACAUUCACGGAGUCAGGAGGUCUCAAACGUCACAUGCAAAUUCACAAAGAAAUACGCCCUCAUGGAUGCAAUGUUUGUAAUAAGACAUUCACACGAUUCGAUAAUCUGAAAACACACAUGCUGAUUCACGAAGGAAUACGCCCUCAUCGAUGCAAUGUUUGUAAUGAGACAUUCACGGAGUCAGGAAGUCUCAAACGUCACAUGCAAAUUCACAAAGAAAUACGCCCUCAUGGAUGCAAUGUUUGUAAUAAGACAUUCACACGAUUGGAUAAUCUGAAAACACACAUGCUGAUUCACAAAGGAAAACAUUGCAAUUUAUAGUCGAAAAUGUAAUAAUAAUCAAUGAAAUAUAAACAUUUCUUAAAUUGAAUUUAAAUAUUAGGAAAAAGGUUAUAAAAUAUUCUUCUCAAAUAUGUAAAAGAAUGU
Molecule: messenger RNA, 1316 nt
Organism: Ctenocephalides felis (cat flea)
Lineage: Eukaryota; Metazoa; Arthropoda; Insecta; Siphonaptera; Pulicidae
Product: gastrula zinc finger protein XlCGF8.2DB-like
Exons: 1
Coding region: 123-1211 (362 amino acids)
Biological process (GO): regulation of transcription by RNA polymerase II
Molecular function (GO): RNA polymerase II cis-regulatory region sequence-specific DNA binding; DNA-binding transcription factor activity
Source: RefSeq, a predicted model, not a curated record